AUGACGGUUCCCUCAGGCGAUUACUCAAACCCCAGUGUCGAGUCCGUCCACGCUUACGCUCGUCAGUUGCUUCGCGAUGUCAAACGAGUCAAUAAUGAGGCCGACGCGCCCCUCAAGUGGAUGGAGGAGGACCUCAAAGGCCUGCACCAAGUCUUGAAGUACCUGCAUGUUGAAUCCCAAGAUCAGGACUCGGUCCUCAAAGACACUUCCCGCGAUAACAUCUACGCCAAAAGAUUAGCGUCCGCCGUCGAAGACAGCGAUGAGGCCCUGCGCGAAGUUGACGAUAUCCUUCACCAAUAUGGCGACGGACGUGAUGGGGUAAUCGACCGCCUGCAGUUAAGGCUGAACCUCCUGGAUCUGGAAUCUCCGACUCGCAAGAUCUCGAAGCUUCUCGAUGCGGUGCAGGUUCAUAACCCUGAGAAUGCCCAGGAGGUGUUGGAUCAUACCGAUGGCAAGCAGCUGGAGAUGAUCAAGGAUAAGCUGGAACGGGUUGCGACGAGGAUGUUCCAAAACCGAGCGUCUCCUACCACCGAAAUGAGGGAGGAUACGUGGCAGACCUUCAAGGAGGAGCUUGAGAAGGAGGGGUUUUCGCCCGAGAUCUUGAGGAAGAAUAAGGAGGUCUUACGAGCGUAUAUCCGCGAACUCGAGGCCAACCAGUCCCCCCACUCCGGUUCACCGCCGUCCGUUCGUGGUCUGCUCGACUACCAUCCCUCGUCCAACGGUCAACAAGAUAGUCCAAGGUUUCCGGACUAUGACCCCAAUGUACCACAAGCCUUGCAGCCGUACCACCACCACAGGACCCCUGGUCUCAACAGUCAAUACAGUUACGAUGUUCAGACACCAGACGCUUCAGACUCCGAUUCCAACAAUGGGUCCCAAGCAGGUGCCUUGAUCUCAACCCGCGACCUCAUGGAUCUCGACAACCAUAACCCCGACAUUCUCGCCGCCCGCAUGGGUUCCAUGCACCUGGCCCCCUAUCCCACAGGAAAUAACCACUACGCCUCUCCCGGUACCUCGCCCAGCAAAGGACAUUACCUCACAUCCGGCCCUCAACCGCUCGCCAUCCCCGGCUCCAAGUCCCAGUCCAGCAACGGCAUGCUUUCCGCCUCUUCCUCCGCCCAGUACGGCACAUCCCCUCGCUACGUCCCACCCCUGGCUAUGCCGCCCUACCCAGAUGCACCUCCUUCCCAAGGGCCACCAACCACCGCAGCAUCGUUCAUGUCACCUCCCGCUCCCUAUACCGACAGCCCGUCCCUCAUGCAUGGCGGCAGCAGCUUUCCAGCCAUUUCUUCUUCUUCUUCUGCACCCCCAGUAGGGAAUGACAUACUCAACCACAAGCCCACACCUCGGCAGUACACCCGUCUAGCACCCGAUGGUAAAGGCAAAGAGAUUCCAAUAGACGCGAAAUGGACCCGCAUCAAGCGCAAGCUGGUGUCUCCCGAAGUGCUCGAAAGAGCCGGCGUGCGCUACGAAGCUCGUCCGGAUUUUGUUGCUGUCCUGGGAGAGCUGACAAAGGAAGACAUCCUCGAGUUUGCCAGACAAACGACCGAAGUCAGGAACGCGAGGAGCACCUGGCCCACACCCGACACAACCAGCCGCCGCCGACGCAGAGCAGCGACCCGGCACUCGGACAGCAGCGGCGAGUCCUCGGACACUGAUGACGUGAGCGAUGGUGCAUCCGACGCUGCUUCCAGGCGAAGAAGGAGACACCGUCGGCGGGCGAGUGAUGCAUCAACCCAUGCCUCUACCAAUCACGAUGAUGCCCAGAGGGCUGGUGGUCAACCGGUGAUUGUGUCGCCGCCGGCAAGUGUGAAUGGAGAUGACUCGAAGAGUAGUAGUAUCACAAGUCCUAGCACCCCGAAACCGAUUCUCAAGAACAAGAACACGAACCACGUCCGGGAUGGUCCGAAGGAAAUUAGCCCCGGGGAGUAUGCUGAGCGGAAGAGACGGGAGGAGGAGCGCGAAAACAGACGCAGAAAUAGGGAUCCAAGCCGGGACGACCGAGGCGAUCGCGAUCGGGACCGUGACCGUGACCGUGACCGCAGCAGGCAUCACAGGGACAGGGACAGGGACAGGGACCGUGAUCGGGAUCGCGACCGGGAUCGGAGUCGUAGCCGUGUACGCCCACGAGACUUGGUUGCGGCGGAUCUUGGAAGAGACCGGGAUAAUAGGGACCGCGACCCUUCUCGCUCGAGGAGAGAUCGGGACAGGGAUAGGGGGGAUAGGGACAGGGACCGCGACAACAGGGAGCGCGACCACAGAGACCGGGACAGGGAGAGGGAAAAGGAUCGCGACAGAGACACCAGGGACCUGCGCGAACGUGAUAGAGGAGAUAGGGACCGCGACAGGGACAGAUACCGAGAUGGCGGCGAAAGGGACCGUGACAGGGAAAGGGACCGCGAUCGCCACCGCUCCUCCCGCCACCAUGACCGGGACCGUGAUCGCGACCGGGAUAGGGAACGGGAACGGGAACGGGAACGGGAACGGGAACGCAGAGAACGGAGCGAGAAGUCGAGCAAGAGCGCACUCAUCGGAGGCGCGGCGGUUACGCUGCUGAGUAUCCUGACGGAGGCUAGUCAGCAUUUGUGA
Neurospora tetraspora is the source of this 2589-nucleotide messenger RNA. RefSeq lists its product as uncharacterized. The transcript has 8 exons. Bases 1 to 2589 code for a protein of 862 amino acids. Lineage: Eukaryota; Fungi; Ascomycota; Sordariomycetes; Sordariales; Sordariaceae. The record is from RefSeq and is a predicted model, not a curated record.